Molecule: messenger RNA, 1352 nt
Organism: Uranotaenia lowii
Lineage: Eukaryota; Metazoa; Arthropoda; Insecta; Diptera; Culicidae
Gene: Cpr66D
Product: myb-like protein AA
Exons: 4
Coding region: 226-1056 (276 amino acids)
Cellular component (GO): extracellular matrix
Source: RefSeq, a predicted model, not a curated record
AUUCCAGCUCUAGCUUACUGUGUGCAUCUCUGUGGAGUAGAACAGAACCUCAAUUUGGCCGUUUGCGGGUAUCCUUUUGCGUGGGGCAGGAUAAUUUCUGUGCGUGGAGCAAUCUGUGUUCUGUGAAAUCGAAAAAGGACUCUUUUCGAAUUGGCAGUGAUAGUGUGAGCAAAAUAAAAAGGAAGAGGGGAAAUUAGUAGAUCCGAAAAAAAAGCAAAAGCAAAAAUGCGUGCGAUAGUGUUAAUUUCGGUCCUGUGCGCAGGAUUCGCGAGCGCCUUUCCUCAGCAAGCCAUAGAUCCUGCCUAUCUGCGGCAGUACUAUCAGCAGAUUGCCCAACAGGCUGGGGCCCAAACGGGAGGAGGACCUCAGGCCCGGUCGGACUCGACGCCGAUCUACGAACAGGGAGCCCAGGAGCAGCAGCACAUCCCACAGUACGUGCAGCAGGGCCAGCAGAUCCGACUCCGGGAUAACGUACAGGAUCAGAUUCAGAGGCAAUAUCAGCAGCCUCAAGCGGCCGCUCGUCAAUAUCAGCAGCAACCCCAGUAUCAGCAGCCCCAAUAUCAGCCUCAACCUCAGCAAGUUCAGUACGUCCAGGAGCAGCAGUACGCCCAGCCAAAGCAGCUGAAGCUGAGCAAAGCCCGCCCGGCCCAACAGCAGUACCAAUCCCUGGGACAGGGUGGCCAGCGGCAACUGGAAGAUGAGGAAGACUAUGACCCCAACCCAUCGUACCAGUUCGGUUUCGACGUCAAGGAUGACGAGUACACCAACUACCAGAACCGCAAGGAGCAGCGUGACGGAAACGUGAUCAAGGGCAGCUAUUCGGUCGUCGAUUCCGAUGGAUUCAUCCGGACCGUGACCUACACUGCCGAUCCCAAGGAAGGCUUCAAGGCCGAGGUGAGCCGCCAGCCUACCGAUAUCGUGGUCAAGAUCCCGAAACCUCUGCCCGAAUAUCAGCAGGAUCGGCAACAGCUGCAGCAGAUCCAGUACCGUCCCCAGCCUCAGCAACAGCAUCAGCAGAAGCAGCGACAACAACAGGACUACACUCAGUUCCAGUAGAAGCAGCAAUGGCUGAUGGUGGUGAAACAUUUACAAGACUUCUUGGAGUAAGGUAGUCCAGUCCCUACCUCCUUCUUCCUAUUCCAAAUAAUAAAAAAAAAACUCCCCCGAAAACCCUCCAUCAUCCCCCUCUUUGAUCACCAAUGCUCCAUUUAUCAAUGUCCUCAUAUAAUGUUACCAACACAUUGUUCAGAAACUCAUUGCCGUAAAACGCGUCGAAAAAAAACCUAUAAUUUAUGUAUUAUUAUAAUGAUUUAAAUUUAAUUAUUUUAUGCUUACGCGAGUUCAAAUAAAAA